AUGGAAGACAAGUCUAACUCGUUCUCCAGCAACAAGGAGGAGAAGGCGGAUGGGAAUAAUGUUUUUCAGAGGCAAGACUCGAUACAGAAAAAUAACACGGGGAGCCAGAACAUGAAGGACCAUGGCAACUCCGUGGGCUUCAAGGGGGAGCGGGAGGAGGCCAUGGUCGGUUUUGACGAUCUGGAGGGGGCGUCCAGGCAAUAUGGUUUUAUGCAGAGGCAAUUUGGGGCCAUGAUGCAGCCCGGAGUCAAUAAGUUCUCCUUGCGUAUGUUCGGCAGUCAGAAAGCCGUGGAGAAAGAGCAAGAGAGGGUUCAAACGGCCGGAUACUGGAUCAUUCACCCAUAUAGCGAUUUUAGGUUCUACUGGGACUUGAUAAUGCUCAUCAUGAUGAUGGGGAAUCUAAUCAUCAUUCCUGUGGGAAUAACCUUCUUCUCAGAGCAGACUACCACCACCUGGCUGGUCUUCAACGUGGCUUCGGACACCAUCUUCCUGGUGGACCUGGUCAUGAACUUCAGGACGGGGAUCGUCAACGAGGAGAGCUCCGAGAUCAUCCUCGACCCCAAGGUCAUCAAGAUGAAUUACCUGAAGAGCUGGUUCGUCGUGGACUUCCUCUCCUCCAUUCCAGUGGAUUAUAUCUUUUUAAUAGUGGAGAAAGGCUUUGACUCGGAGGUUUAUAAAACGGCCCGUGCCCUGCGAAUCGUCCGCUUCACCAAGAUCCUCAGUCUUCUGCGUCUGUUAAGACUCUCCCGACUCAUCAGAUACAUACAUCAGUGGGAGGAGAUUUUCCAUAUGACCUAUGACCUGGCUAGUGCAGUGGUAAGAAUAUUUAAUUUGAUAGGGAUGAUGCUGCUUCUGUGUCACUGGGAUGGCUGUCUCCAGUAUCUGGUGCCUCUCCUCCAAGACUUCCCCCCUGACUGCUGGGUGUCCCUAAACGGUAUGGUUAACGUUUCCUGGGGUAAGCAGUACUCUUACGCCCUCUUCAAAGCCAUGAGCCACAUGCUGUGCAUCGGGUAUGGCGCCCGGGCACCCGUCAGCAUGUCUGACCUGUGGAUCACCAUGCUGAGUAUGAUUGUAGGCGCCACGUGCUACGCUAUGUUUGUGGGCCACGCUACAGCUCUAAUCCAAUCACUGGACUCCUCACGCAGGCAGUACCAAGAAAAGUAUAAGCAAGUGGAGCAAUACAUGUCCUUCCACAAGCUUCCAGCAGACAUGCGGCAGAAAAUCCACGACUACUACGAACACCGCUACCAAGGCAAAAUCUUCGACGAGGACAACAUCCUGAGCGAACUCAAUGACCCGCUCAAAGAGGAAAUCGUCAACUUCAAUUGCCGGAAGCUUGUGGCCACCAUGCCCCUGUUUGCCAACGCCGACCCCAACUUCGUGACGGGGAUGCUGAGCAAGUUGAAGUUUGAGGUUUUUCAGCCCAAUGACUACAUUAUCAGAGAAGGCACAGUGGGGAAGAAGAUGUACUUCAUUCAGCACGGUGUUGCGAGCGUCAUCACCAAGUUCAACAAGGAGAUGAAGCUGACCGACGGAUCCUACUUUGGAGAGAUCUGUCUGCUCACCAAGGGCAGACGAACGGCCAGCGUGCGCGCAGACACCUACUGUCGACUCUUCUCCCUCUCUGUUGACCAUUUUAAUGAGGUGCUAGAAGAGUACCCCAUGAUGCGACGAGCUUUCGAAACUGUUGCCAUUGACCGAUUGGAUCGUAUCGGGAAGAAGAACUCCUUGCUGCUGCAGAAGUUCCAGAAGGAUCUGAACGCCGGCGUUUUCAACACGCAGGAGAACGAGAUAUUGAAGCAGAUUAUCCGUCAGGACAGGGAGAUGGUGAUGAUGGUGGACCGCAAGCAGUCAGUCACCGGGAUGAACUCAACACCAAUGUCAGGAAACUCCAUCAUUAACUCACCAGCCCAGCCGCCCUUCUCCACUGCCUUCGGCACCAAUCAGCUUCAGCAGUCCUCCGUCCCUAUGACCUACAGUGCUUCAGCGAUUGCUAACGCCUCUGCUGCCCGCAUGCUGCCAGCCGCUGCAGCUGCUGCUGCUGCUGCAGCGCAGGGGGUUUACCCAGCUCCUAGUCUUUCUCACGGCAACCUGAAUGCCUCGUCCACCAACCCACAGACCCCACUCCAGCAGCAGGGAGCCAUCAUGUCGCCCUGCUCCUUCACGGCUGCCAUGUGCAGUCCGCCAGUUCAGACCCCUUUGGCUAACCGGAGCUUCCAGUACGGCUCACCCACAGCCUCCCAGCUGUCACUUAUCCAGCAGCCCAUUGCCCAACCAUCUCUAGCCACACAGCAACAGCUUGCUCAGCAACCUGCUGUGUCACCUGCAGCUGCAGCCUCCGCAGCACAGCAGCAGCAGCAGUCACCUCAGCAGCAGCAGGUCCCGUCACCUCAGCGAGGAGACAUCCACAAGAGCACACAGGCUCUUCAGUCAGGCAGCUUGAGUCGAGAUGUCCGACACCUAUCGGCCUCCCAACCGUCACUGCCACAUGACACAUCGCUGGGGCCCAGAGCGCAUCCAACCUCAGGAGACUCUCUGGCCUCCAUCGUGCCACCAUCAGCGGCGGCCAUGCAGGGAAUGAAUCUACAGAGUGGCAUCCGCACUACGGUGCCGCAGCGGGUCAAUUUGUUCCGCCAAAUGUCGUCAGGAGCUUUGCCCCCGGUGCGCUCGGCCGCAGCAGCGGCGGCGGCGGCGGCGGCAGUGGCAGCAGCGUCGUCAUCCUCAACCCAGCACAGAGAAUCCCCCGGAUCGAGGAGAGAUUCUGUCCUGAGCAGUACAGAGACUGAGCAAGACAAAAUGCGUUUUGCAUCAAAUUUAUGA
Messenger RNA from Stegastes partitus (bicolor damselfish), 2820 nucleotides. It is a transcript of the gene hcn1, whose product is annotated as hyperpolarization activated cyclic nucleotide-gated potassium channel 1. The record is from RefSeq and is a predicted model, not a curated record. NCBI's taxonomy places the organism in Eukaryota, Metazoa, Chordata, Actinopteri, Pomacentridae. Bases 1 to 2820 code for a protein of 939 amino acids. The transcript is spliced from 8 exons. Gene Ontology annotation, biological process: sodium ion transmembrane transport; potassium ion transmembrane transport; regulation of membrane depolarization. Gene Ontology annotation, cellular component: dendrite; axon; membrane. Gene Ontology annotation, molecular function: voltage-gated potassium channel activity.